This is a messenger RNA of Spinacia oleracea (spinach), 1017 nucleotides long. RefSeq lists its product as uncharacterized. The record is from RefSeq and is a predicted model, not a curated record. The transcript is spliced from 3 exons. Lineage: Eukaryota; Viridiplantae; Streptophyta; Magnoliopsida; Caryophyllales; Amaranthaceae. Bases 1 to 1017 code for a protein of 338 amino acids.
AUGUCGAUUUCAAAGUUCGCUAACCUAGGACACCUAGAGAAGUUAGAUUGUGAGACCCCACACAUUUAUGUGAAGAAGAUUGAGUUCGCUUGCAAUUAUUUUGCUACAGUCCAUGAUUUGCCUCAACUAAGGAAUAAAGAUGUUAUGUCUGAGAUGCUUGCAGAGCAAUGUUUUGAGGAUGGUAAUAUGGUGGAAAGUGUCAACCACAUGGAUUUUGAUAGUGAUGUGGAGACCCCUAUGAAUGAGGAUAGUGAUGACGAUGUUUCCUUAAGAAAUAAGUUCUAUCCGCCAUACCUGAAAAAACAGAAAGCCCAAGAGUUCAUCGAGCUAAGGAUGGAAGGGAUGUUUGUAACUGAAUACUAUUCCAAGUUCAUAGAUCUGUCUAGAUUUGCACCUGAAGUGGUGGAAACGGGGGAGCUUAGAGCUCAAAGGUUCGAGAGCGGAAUAACUUUGGAUUUGCAAAUGAUGCUUGUUGGAGAAACCUUUAUCUCUCUCGACACCCUGUACGGAAAAGCUGCCCAUCUGUAUGGACUACAUCAAAGGAGGAACAGAGUUGGUGAAAAGAGGAAGGAUGUUGGUAACCAGAAUCAGGGUGGUGGCCAACAGAAUCAAGGGAAUUUUAAGAAGAAUAAGGGGAACAAUCACUUCCAGUUCAAGGGGAACAAUGGUGGAAACAAGAACAACUUCCACAACAACAAUGGGAAUAGGAACCAGUCAGCAGGGAAUGGAACAAGAGUUUAUGAGUGCAUAUGUUGCCAUAAUAAUCACCCCGGAAAGGACUGUGAUGGAAACCUAAUCAUUUGUAGGUUAUGUGAGAAGCUAGGCCAUAGAGAAUUUGAGUGUUGGGCUAAGAAUGGGAAAACCAACCAGGUCAACCGCCAGAACAACAACCGGAAUAACCAAAACCGGAAUGGAGGGAACAAUGGAAAUAAUGGUGGGAACCAAAGAGGUUACCAAAGCGGUAACAACAACAAUAAUGGCCAAAGUAAUGGGAAGUCUAGGGGAAACUACCAAUAG